AUGGUCAUUGACGACGUCUUCACGAAGCUGGCCAAGUCAACAGGAACCACAGAGCCGCCAGUCAAGCCUCUGCCGAUUCACGAGCUGCCUACCACGUAUAGGCCACCGACGACAGGCUUCAUAUCCAAGUUACCAGCCUCUUGGAUCCCAUAUGCCGAGUUAAUCCGCCUCGACAAACCAGCAGGCACAUACUAUCUCUUCUUCCCAUGCCUGUUUUCAACUCUUCUCGCGGCCCCCAUGGCUGCGCCUAUGGCGACUCCAGUCGAAGUGCUUACCACAACAGCUUUGUUCUUUUCUGGAGCUCUUAUAAUGAGAGGAGCAGGCUGUACCAUCAAUGAUCUUUGGGACCGUAACUUAGACCCAUAUGUCGAGCGGACAAGAAUGCGACCAAUCGCCCGGAGAGCAAUUUCUGUCGAAAAUGCCAUUGUAUAUCUAGGAGCUCAGCUAUUUACGGGUCUGGCGAUACUUCUGCAAUUCCCUCUCCCUUGCCUCUACUACGCCGUACCAAGCCUUCUCCUGGUCACUACAUAUCCCCUGGCCAAGAGAGUCACUCACUACCCUCAGUUCGUACUCGGCUUGACGUUCUCUUGGGGUGCCAUCAUGGGCUUCCCCGCGCUGGGCAUUGACCUGGUCUCGAAUCCCUCCGCAGUCGCGGCUGCUGCAGCACUCUAUUCCAGCUGCGUAUCUUGGACCUUGGUGUAUGACAUGAUUUAUGCAUAUAUGGACAUCAAAGAUGAUGCCAAGGCAGGCAUCAAAUCGAUCGCCCAAGCCCACGAGCACAACGCAAAAGCAGCUCUUUCUGUCUUCUCUGCCACCCAAGUCGGCCUGUUGGUAGCGGCCGGAUACUUUGCCGGAGCGGGUCCUGUGUUUUUUGUUGGAAGUUGCGGAGGUGCUGCGUUGACUUUGGCCACGAUGAUCCGACGAGUCAACAUUAAGGAUGUCAAGGACUGUUGGUGGUGGUUCAAAAACGGUGCGUGGCUCACGGGCGGUGUCGUUUCCUUUGGUCUGUUGGGCGAUUACCUCUAUCGCCGUACGAGAGAAGAGCCCAGCACAGUCGUGCAUCACGCCGUGCUUGGUUAG
This is a messenger RNA of Exophiala spinifera, 1080 nucleotides long. RefSeq names its product 4-hydroxybenzoate polyprenyl transferase. NCBI's taxonomy places the organism in Eukaryota, Fungi, Ascomycota, Eurotiomycetes, Chaetothyriales, Herpotrichiellaceae. Gene Ontology annotation, biological process: ubiquinone biosynthetic process. Gene Ontology annotation, cellular component: mitochondrial inner membrane. The coding region runs from base 1 to 1080 and encodes 359 amino acids. The record is from RefSeq and is a predicted model, not a curated record. The transcript has 2 exons. Gene Ontology annotation, molecular function: 4-hydroxybenzoate polyprenyltransferase activity.